CCCUCCCUUCCCCUCCCCUCCUCCUUUUAAAUAGCUAUAUUACACAGAGAAUUCAUUUGUACUAUACACUCAGAGAGAAAGGGGGAAGAGAGAGCAGCAGCAGCAGCAGGAGGCAUGGAGAGGGAAAUUUAACAGGCAAACAUGACAGGGAGGUUUAGAGAUGAGGUUUGACAGAGCUCUCUGGAAGAGCAGGGGUGGCUAAGAACAGGGGGGCGUGAGCAAUGGUGCUCCCUGCCUCUUUUGUUGUAGCAGGCACAAGGCAAAAGGGCCAGCCAGAGAAGUCUUGCUGCAGAAAAUCUCUGGAGAUGUUGAUGGCAUGGACUGGACAAUCCGAGAGCAUCUCUUUUGCCUUCAGCCCACCUUUGGGGUCACCGCCAGCAGCCCUCCAGCAUGUCUUAUGACGGAAUUCCCAAUUCCAGGUCUAGCUAAAACAUGCAAGACUACGAUGGGAUCUGAACUCAGGGUUUCCAGGAUCAAAGCCAACAUCUUAUGUCUUGUACUGCACUGCCUCUCAUACUGAGCCCAACCAUGGCUGGAGAUUCUAGGAUCUUCAUGAACCAGGACAUGGAAAUUGGUGUCACUCCAAGAGAGCAUAAGAAGAUUCCCAAGCAAGCCCGGGAUGAUAUCCCAAUUGCUACUGAUCGAACACGUCUUUUGGCAGCAGAAAUCAAAAAGCCACGCCAACGCUACAUGGAAAAAAGUGGCAAAUGCAAUGUGCACCAUGGAAAUGUCCAGGAAACUUAUCGAUAUCUUAGUGACCUCUUUACCACUUUGGUGGACCUCAAGUGGCGCUUUAACCUUCUUGUGUUUACCAUGGUCUACACCAUCACUUGGUUGUUUUUUGGUUUCAUCUGGUGGCUCAUUGCUUAUAUCCGAGGAGACCUAGACCAUGCAGAAGAUGAAGACUGGAUCCCUUGUGUUGACAAUCUCAGUGGGUUUGUCUCAGCAUUCCUGUUCUCUAUUGAGACAGAGACCACCAUUGGAUAUGGCCAUCGAGUGAUCACAGAAAAAUGUCCUGAGGGUAUCAUAUUACUUUUGGUUCAGGCCAUACUGGGCUCUAUAGUCAAUGCAUUCAUGGUGGGAUGCAUGUUUGUGAAGAUCAGCCAACCAAAGAAGAGGGCAGAGACCCUCAUGUUUUCCAACAAUGCUGUGAUUUCAAUGAGAGAUGAGAAGCUUUGUCUUAUGUUCCGAGUUGGGGACCUAAGAAAUUCCCACAUUGUUGAGGCCUCUAUUCGAGCCAAGCUGAUAAAAUCCAAACAGACCAAAGAAGGGGAAUUCAUCCCUUUGAAUCAAACAGACAUCAAUGUGGGAUUUGACACAGGGGACGACAGGCUGUUUUUAGUGUCCCCACUCAUUAUUUCUCAUGAAAUCAACGAGAAGAGCCCCUUUUGGGAGAUGUCCCGUGCCCAGCUGGAAAAAGAGGAGUUUGAAAUUGUGGUCAUUUUGGAAGGGAUGGUGGAAGCAACUGGAAUGACCUGCCAGGCUCGCAGCUCCUACAUGGACACAGAAGUGCUCUGGGGACACCGCUUCACCCCUGUGCUCACCCUGGAGAAGGACUUCUACGAAGUCGAUUACAAUAGCUUCCACAACACCUACGAAACCAACACCCCCUCAUGCUGUGCCAAAGAACUAGCUGAGUCUUUCCAGGAAGGGCGGCUCCUCAGUCACCCAUCCAAUGCCAACCUGCUGAGUGGGGUGGAAUCAGAGAAGGGGAAAGAGGAUGAGGAGAAGGAGAAGGAAGAGCAGCAGGAAGAGAAAGUCAAGGGCAGUCAAGAGGCGAACAAAGCUGAAGGCCAGGAGCCUGUUGAGUUGAACGGAGCCAACGGGACAGCAGGAGAAGUGAAGGACAACAAAUCCUUAUAAUGCAAAGACCUUUUUCUGAACUCUAGGAAAUUCAGGUGCACCUACCACGGAAGGGGCACAGAGAGAUAUCAGGGAACUAAAGGCUAAGGGACAAUGUUGUCAUCCCCCGGCGACAUUCCUGCAAUUGGAUGGGCCCCUCCGUAUAUUUGGGCUUCUCCCUCCAUUCUGAAAAAUGAGGGGGGCAUUACUACAGGGACAUACUCACCAGUCUGAGAUCCAUGGACUAGCUAAGAAGUAUUAAUUUAAGAUGUGUUGUGAUUAUAAUAAGUAAUGUUGGAAUUUCACUGUUAUUAUUAUUUUAUUUUUAUUUAUUUUGGACUGUCUCUCUUCAGGAAGAAGGAGGGUAUCUCUUUUAAAACUCCUUGUCUGGUGAAAGGAAUGUAACUCCAAAUCUUUUCCUUCCUUAUCUCAGUGCAUUGCAGACACUAACUAUUUAAUUUUAAAAGGAGAGGGAGAGAGAGAGAGAAAGGGAGGACUGAGGAAGGUGACCUUCUGUAUUCCAUCAAGUAGUGUUUUUUUGUAACUUCUUCUGUGCAAUACUAUGUACUCUGACUAUUUUGCCUUUUGGAUCUUAUCCACUGUGCUUUCCCUCAAGACAGGCUGAGAUAUACUUGAUGGGAAAAUGGAUUUCACCCUCAGAAAAGAAGCCAUUGUCCGUGAUGGCUGGGGAUGAUGAUAGUUAUAAUAUAACAUGGCUGGAGGGCAGUGGGUUGAGGAAUGCUGUUUUAUGGUUUGCGUAAAGAGUGAUGCCAGCCAAAAGGUUCUGUUUUCAAUUUGAUAAGAAGUUCAGUUGAUGCUGGAUGGUUAGAUGGUUUGAGUCUUACCUUAUCCAGCAGCCAUUUUGUACAUCAUGUAGUAAUUGCCAAUGCCUAUCAUGGAACAUACACUGAAUGAAGCUGAAACUUUAAAAAUCUAAGCAAAUAUUGACAUGAAAGUGAUUGGGUACAAUUUCAUAUAUGCUUCAGUUUAUAUCUCUAUUUCAAACAUUGAAGCUUUUGAGUAUCAUUGCUCAUACAGUCAAAACCACACUACCCAUACAUAUGAAUAUCAAAAUAUUCAGGUGAACACCAGGGUUUGCAGAAAUACUGAAAGCCUUUGGUGGGAUUAGUCUUGUGAUUAGAAUGUAGUAAUAAAGGGGUAAAACCUAUUUUGGAGAACUCGAAAAACAAGAAGGGAGGAGGAGUAGCAUUAAAUGUCAAGGCUAUGUACACCUGUGCAAAGAUCCAUGACCUUAAUCCUGGAAGCCAGGUUGGGAGCAUCUAUGUAAAGAUUAUGGAGGAAAGAAAAAACAGAAAUGUUAUUGCGGGGGUCUACUACAGACCUCCAAGCCAGACUGAGUAGGUGGAUUAUUCUAUUCUGGAACAGAUGACCACACAUUCACAAAGGAGAGCUGUAGUAGUAAUGGAGGAUUUCAACUAUCCUGAUAUUUGUUGGAAAUUAAACUCUACCUAAACUUUAAGGUCCAGCAAAUACCUUACUUGCCUUGGAGACACUUUCAUUGUCCAGAAGGUGGAAAAGACAACUAGGGGAUGGGCUAUUUUAGAUCUGAUCCUAACCAAUAGUGAUGAUCUGGUUAAUAGGGUGGAAGUGGUGAGAUCCUUAGGUAGGAAAGACCAUGUUCUCCUGGAGUUUGUUAUACAGUAGAAGGGGGAAGCCAAGCAUAGUCAGACAUGCAUUCCAGAGUUUUAGAAAGCUGAUUUCAGUAAACCUAGGGAAAUAUAGGGGAUGAUCCCAUGGUUAGGAAUACUAAAAGAGAAGGGAGUUCACGAUAAGAGUUUUUUAAAAAGUGAAAUAUUGAAGACACAAUUUCAAACAGUUCCAAUGAGGAGGAAGAAUGGGAGGUGUCUAAAAAAAUUAGGAUGGUUGUCUAAAGACUUUUUAACUGAGCUAAGAUGUGAAAGGGUCAUGUACAAGAAAUGGAAAAGGAGGGAUAUCACCAAAGAGGAACUCAAACAAAUAGCCAGCAUGUAUAGGGAGAAAGUAAGUAAAGCUCAAGCCCAGAAUGAGCUCAGGCUUGCUAGAGAGGUUAAAAAGAAGAAAAGGAUCCAUUCCAGACCCCCGCAUAAUGCAAAAAAUGCAUAUGUUCAAGCCCCAUUAAAAACAAUGCGGCUUGUGUAUGCAGCACCAUUCUUUUUAUUACAGCAUAUUACAGCAUAAGCUGAAAGCCACAUA
Messenger RNA from Sceloporus undulatus (fence lizard), 4035 nucleotides. RefSeq names its product potassium inwardly rectifying channel subfamily J member 5 (gene KCNJ5). The record is from RefSeq and is a predicted model, not a curated record. The transcript has 4 exons. Gene Ontology annotation, biological process: regulation of monoatomic ion transmembrane transport; potassium ion import across plasma membrane. Lineage: Eukaryota; Metazoa; Chordata; Lepidosauria; Squamata; Phrynosomatidae. Bases 490 to 1863 code for a protein of 457 amino acids. Gene Ontology annotation, cellular component: plasma membrane. Gene Ontology annotation, molecular function: G-protein activated inward rectifier potassium channel activity.